Blumeria graminis f. sp. triticale is the source of this 3189-nucleotide messenger RNA. NCBI's taxonomy places the organism in Eukaryota, Fungi, Ascomycota, Leotiomycetes, Helotiales, Erysiphaceae. The record is from the annotation of a GenBank genome assembly.
AUGAAUGAGCAAAUGAAAUCUGUCGCAAACCGAUAUUCUGGCAAGAAAUUAUCCACAGCGACGCGUGUGAACCCUCACCACAUCAUCAUUAUGGGCUUCUAUCGGACAACGUGCAAUAGCUCGCAUAUAUGUUUUUUUAUCUCCCUACUUCUCAUAUUAGUUAUCCCUACAUCUGCAGCAUUCGUUGAAUUCCGAAAUUGUUUAUCGCAGAGCACUAUUCAUGAUGAACCACUAGCACUUCAAUUAGUUCCUCAAUUCGUAAAUAUUUUUUUAAAUAAUUCCAAUCCAGACCACAACCUCAACGUUACUGUUUGGGUGAACGUUACGGGCUCUACGGCAGGCACUGAACCGAGACUAAGUUUGCCGCCAGCAAGCAACACAAGCUACUGGAAUAGCAAUGACACUGGAAUGGGUGGGAAAAUAGAGGCCGUACCGCUAUCAGAAACAGUAAACAAACAGACUACACUCGAAAACAAGCUUAACAUAUUGAAUUACCAGCUGAUAGACGAAUAUCUACCAUUCUGCGACAAAAUUGUAAACGGUGUUUGUCCUCUCGGCCCAAUUAUCGGCACUGAUAACCCUAAAAAUCCAAGCCCCUCUGAAUUUCCUUCUUUUGGAUUUUCACGUAAUCUCCGCUCUACAUAUGCUUUCACUACUCUAACAGCUACUUUUAAAGUGAGGUAUGGUGACACUCAAGCUACAGAAAUUGGUUGCGUCUCAGUGAACAUAACUCCUGAAAUUGGAUUCAGAAUAAACUACGUCUUGAGAUAUUUGCCGGGCCUUAUCCUAGCUUCUGUAGGCUUUGCAACAUCUCUGGCCGCCUUCUGGAGCCCAUGGGGUACAGUUGACAUAUUCCGAUCGAGUACAAACUUUGGACAUGAUCCCAAUCUACUGCGACUCGUUACACCGAGCUUUGGGGAUUGUUUGCAGUACGUACAGUUUGUUGCCUUGACUGGAGGUCUAACGAUCGACUAUCCUGGUUAUUACCAGCCUAUUGUCAGUAAAGUGGCUUGGUCGACGCUCUUAUUCAAUCACAGCUUUACUGGAGAAAAACUAAAACCAAACAGUCUCGUUGAUGGUAUAUAUGUCACUCAUAGAGGAUAUGGUAUGGAUAAAUUUUCCCAAUAUAUUGGUAUUGGAAAAAGCGAGGACAUUUGGACUGGAAUGACGGUGUGGCUUCUAGCUAUAAUUGCCGUAGGCUUGACGAUUACACAGGCAGGCUUUGCUUUUCGUUGGCUUAAACGAAAGCUCAAAAGAGAACAAAAAGAAGACUUACGCCCCAAAAACUUUCCAUUUUCGCUAGGCAAUAUAAUACGUAUAGUUUUCAGCUAUUUCUUGCUUCCGAUAGUAGCCUUAUCGCUGUUCCAACUUGCAGUCGCUCUCAAAUCCCAGGCUUACAUCGUUGCACUCGCCGUACUAAUGUUGGUACUCGUAAUAGGGUUCGCCAUUUGGAUUCUCAAGUUCAUUUUAUCAGCAAGACCGAAAUCAUUCUUAUUCGACGAUUUAUUCACUCUCCUUAUUUAUGGUUCACUAUACAACACCUACCGCGAAGAUGCGGCGUCAUUUGCUCUAAUACCUAUAGUGUUGGCGUUUGUCAGAGGCAUUGCUAUUGGUGCUUUACAGUUUUCCGGUAUAUCUCAACUUGUUAUUCUUGCGAUUUGCGAAGUUAUAUUUAUAUUGACGAUCCACGGAUUCCUACCUUUUCUUUCUCGCACCUCAAUGAACGCUUAUCACACAUACUUUUCAUUGGCCAGGCUUGUAACCAUUCUUCUCAUGUUCUCAUUCGCCCCAUCCCUGAAUCUUGACGAGCAGCAAAAGGGAUGGGUUGGAUACUCAAUCCUUGCAAUACAUGCAGCUAUCAUGAUUCUUGGAUUCUUUGUCAAAGCUCUAUGUACUACUUUGGAAGUCGUCGCUAGAUUUAGGGGAGUCCGCCCUGAUGUCCGGUCCAAUGGUGGGCUUGCUGAGGUAUUUGGCAUGCGGCAACUAUCGAGAAGGUUAACACGCCGUAAUGAUACCUCAAGGCAAAGCCAGCUUUCCAGUGCUAUGAUGCUGACCUCAGAUAAAAAGUUUUCCGACACCUUGAGCAAUAGGAGGAUGAGAAGUCAAUCUGGAGGAAGCAUUGGGGUUCUAUUAGCAGGACAAAACUUAGGUGUUGAUACUACUAUGGACCCGUAUGGGGCAAUGCCGCCUCAUCAGCUAGAACUUUGCCACACAUCAGGCCCUACAGGACCGAGAGAAACUCAAAUUUUAACUUUACCAUCGGUUCCGGAAAGUUCUGGAGCAACACAUACACGAGUCCCCACAAUAGGACUUGACACGUCUGAAAUUACAGACCCCUACUAUCGGCCACCACGUGUUCGCAGGUCGACUCUGGACAACUUUUCUCCGGGUGCAAAGAGCCGCGAGUCAUGGGGUAGCGAUAACGCUGUUAGUAGACAUCCUCUCGAGCAUAUUUCCAGCAAUGAUAUUCAGACUAUCGAGGACCCAACCAACCCUGUAAGAGACGGCCCGGUAUCCGCACCAGAUGAGGAAGGUGAAACUAUAGUGAAAACAAAGGCAGAUUACACAACUCGAGAAGUUGAUCUCUACUAUAGAGCUCGUGGUCCAGCACUCAAUAGCAAUGUACCUAAUAGAAGAAUCAAGACCGGUCCAGUUGAUCCAACUGGACCUACUUCAUCUAUUUCAGGCUGGCUCAAGUGGCUGGUUGGCCGUAAGACCAAGGAGAAAGGAAAGGGGUUUGAGAUAGUAAGGAGUUCACGUAUGCCACCUAGUGCAAUCAAUUACAAGAAUUCCCGAGAAGAAAUACCCAUGGAUAGCAUAUCACCUGCUACAGAUGAUCAAACCUGUAAUUCGACUGGAAUUGUAGAAGACGAGGCUAAGUCAUCAAGAGAACACCGAAGCUCCUUGACACCUGACCUUACGAACGACACUAUAGGUCAAAGAAUCGAUAGCCCAGUUAAUAAGGUUCUUACAGAUACACGCCCGCCAGCUAUGACACCAAAAAUUUCAAGUCUCGAAUUGUCUGGAAGUGGACUCGAUAUCUUAGGAAUAACGCGAUCAGUAAGUAGCCAGGCGACAAGCAAGAGCAAAAAUCAAUUUGCCGAGUCUACGCUCAGGUCAAUAGCAUCUCAGAACCAAUUAAUUAAUAAUAGCAACUCACUAAGUAAAGAUUUAUCUGGUAGAGCAUGA